AACAAUUCAUCUCUUCAAAGCAACCGCGUUCUACUUCUAUCUAUGUUUCCUUUUCCUAAUUUAUUUCACCCAAAUUAAUACUAACCAUAUCAAAACAUAUAAACGCGUUUAUUCUUACGUACAUAAUAAUACAAAAGAAAAUUUGUCCCAAAAAAUAAAGUAAAAAUAACACGCUCUGAGUCACACAAAAAGUCAUUCAUUAGUUCUCACCUUAAAAUCUAUUAAACCCCUAUAAAUACCACACUUUGCAUUUCCAACCUUCCAUUCCCAAACCAACCAUUCUUCUACCUCUCUGAUUUUAUUUUAUUUUUGUUUAUUAUUAUUAUUAUCUCUGUUCAUCUUUUGAGUUCUUGAGUUUUUGAAUUUUUCAUUCCCUCCAUCAUGUCAGACAAAGCUCAUCUGAAUGGGGCCUAUUACGGCCCAUCAAUUCCACCACCGAGCAAGCCCAAAAGAUCAUUCAACAGGCCCGGACGCGGCGUCAGUGACUUCUGUUGCUGUGGCUGUAUCUUUAGCCUAAUCUUCAAACUAAUCUUCUCAAUUAUAAUCACAGUGGGUAUCGCCGCCUUAAUCAUCUGGCUCAUUUUCCGUCCUAACCAAAUCAAAUUCCACGUCACAGACGCUAAACUCACCCAAUUCAAUCUCACAGACAGUACCACCAACAACCUCCGCUACAAUCUGGCCCUCAACAUCACAAUCCGUAACCCUAACAAGAGAAUCGGUGUUUACUACGAUCGUAUUGAGGCAAGAGCUUUCUACGAAGGACAGAGAUUCAGUUCGAUUCAGCUUGAGAAAUUCUACCAGGGACAUAAGAACACCUCUGUUCUUAGCCCUGUUUUCAAUAGUCAAAAUUUGAUUGUGCUUAACGCUGAGGAACUUGCUGAGUUUAACCAAGAAAAAAGUUCAGGAACUUACUCCAUUGAUGUGAAGCUUUAUCUUAGGGUUAGAUUCAAGUUUGGUGUGAUUAAGACUUGGCGUUUCAAGCCCAGAAUUGAGUGUGAUUUGAAGGUUCCUCUUAGUGCUGCUGAUGGAAAGUCCACCGUUGGACUUGGUGCAUUCCAGAGAACCAAGUGCGAUCUUGAUCUUUGAUUCAUUCAUCGCUUCUUUCACGAGUCUCUGAUUUUUUUUUUUUGUUUUCUGAUCACAUUUGUUAUUAUUACUAUUAUUAUUCUUUCCUUUUUUUUUUUACAUAAUAGAGACCUGGUUUUUUAAUUCUAGCAUUCCUUUUUCCUUUUUUGUAUGUUGGGUUUUGAUUUUGUUAUUAUAUUGUUUGAUGUGAAUAAAUAAUAAAAAAAAUUUAUUUUUAUUUUAGUUA
Messenger RNA from Cannabis sativa, 1312 nucleotides. RefSeq names its product NDR1/HIN1-like protein 3. Lineage: Eukaryota; Viridiplantae; Streptophyta; Magnoliopsida; Rosales; Cannabaceae. Gene Ontology annotation, biological process: defense response to other organism. The transcript has a single exon. The record is from RefSeq and is a predicted model, not a curated record. The coding region runs from base 382 to 1086 and encodes 234 amino acids.